AUGCGGCUUUUUCAGAUGUCUGAUGAUAAACUGAAAAAUUUACGGACAAUUGAACCAAUAGAUCCUGGUUCCAAACAAACUCGAUGGGACGCUAUUAAAAAUGAUGUCAAUAUGUUUAAAGAAGUAUGGAAGGCCAAACCCAUGAGUGAAACAUUAUGUAUGAAAGAAGCAUUUAUUCUAGGAAUACCUGGUAGUUUCAUAUGCGGUUUAGCCACGUUUUUACUCACAACAAAUCGUCGACGUGUGAUGCAAGUAUCGAUUAUCUCGUUACCGCUAAUAACAUUUACACGUUUUCAACAAUGUCGAUUACAAAAAAGUCAUGAACGAAAUGCGGCUGUUUUACUGCAAAAAUUACUUAGAGCAAAAACAUUGACAGAUGGUACAUCAAGACAGAAAGAAUAUGAGGAACUUUUACAACAUUCACGAACAGAUCUGUUGAAGAUGGAAAAAGAAAUUGAUCAACUCAUAGCAAAGCAAGAAAAAGGUUUAGAUUAG
Didymodactylos carnosus is the source of this 495-nucleotide messenger RNA. The record is from the annotation of a GenBank genome assembly. Lineage: Eukaryota; Metazoa; Rotifera; Eurotatoria; Philodinida; Philodinidae.